Molecule: messenger RNA, 1512 nt
Organism: Volvox carteri f. nagariensis
Lineage: Eukaryota; Viridiplantae; Chlorophyta; Chlorophyceae; Chlamydomonadales; Volvocaceae
Exons: 11
Coding region: 1-1512 (503 amino acids)
Biological process (GO): protein phosphorylation
Molecular function (GO): ATP binding; protein kinase activity
Source: RefSeq, a predicted model, not a curated record
AUGAACGUCAGCUCGCUGGCAUAUCAGAACCUCUUCUACGGCGGCUAUACGUACACUACAAUAAAUUCGUACUAUGUGGUGGAUAACGUCGUAUCGGAUCAGUGUCUGGAAGAGCGUCCCGGUACGGAUUGCGUCACUUUGUUGCUCCAGCAGCUGGAUAGUCAGGGCCAGGGGCAGCAGAGGAGCAGUACGCAGCAGCAACAGCAGGAGAAGGCCACUGGUGGUGGUGGCAGUAGCCAUGAGCAAAUGGGGGCUGAGCUGGGCCGUAUGGCCCAGGAGCUGCGGGCGAGUGUACGGGAUGUGGCCAUCAGGCUGGAGGCGGUCAUCGGUUCGGGGUCCUUCGGCACCGUGUAUAAAGGCACCUGGCAGGGGCUCUCCGUGGCGGUGAAGACGCUGGUGUUCUCCGCCUCCGACGACAACAGGCGGAGGUCGUUGCAGGAGGCGGCGCUGUGUGCCAGCAUCAGCCACCCUAACGUGGUGUGUACGGUAAACAGUUCACAAGAUAAGUGUUCGCGACUCAACGAUACCGUUCACAUCCCUCGCUCCUAUCCCUGCUCUAAAACUCCAAUCUGCCCUGACCUAAACCCGAAUAACGUGUUGCUCAAGCGGGACGUGAACGAGCCGUCCGGGUACAUCGUCAAGGUUGGGGACUUCGGCCUGAGUGUAAUGCUGCCUCAAAAUCGAACCCACCUGAGCAACUUGCGCAUGGGCACCAUGUUUUACAUGUGCCCUGCAGUAGUCAUGAAGGGCCAAGUCGGGCCGCCAUCAGACGGUCCCCGGUAUAGCAGCAUCUUCCCCGCCUUCCCACCCUCGUGCCCGGAGACCUACCGGGCAGUGGCGCUUCACUGCCUGCAACGUCAGCCCCAAAACAGGCCGCCAGCGAUCCUUGUGGAGGCGCACCUGGAGCGCCUCAUGCCCGCCGUCGCGACGGCAGUGCCGGUGGCGACGCCGCCGUCAUCACCGUUGAUGUUGCCACCGCCGCCGCCGCCGCCGCAUCCGCCGCAGCGCAUGCCGGCGGCUCUCAUCAGUCCGGUCUUGCAACAGCUGGGCUCUCUAGCGACAGGAGCAGCAGGGGACUCCUUCACGGGGUCGAGUAUGCUGCCGUCGACGCAAGGUCACGGAGCCGGGGCCAGCAGCCCCCGCUAUAGCAGCAUCUUCCCCGCCUUCCCACCCUCGUGCCCGGAGACCUACCGGGCAGUGGCGCUUCAUUGCUUGCAACGUCAGCCCCAAAACAGGCCGCCAGCGAUCCUUGUGGAGGCGCACCUGGAGCGCCUCAUGGCCGCCGUCGCGACGGCAGUGCCGGUGGCGACGCCGCCGUCAUCACCGUUGAUGUUGCCACCGCCGCCGCCGCCGCCGCCACCGCAUCCGGCGCAGCGCAUGCCGGCGGCUCUCAUCAGUCCGGUCUUGCAACAGCUGGGCUCUCUAGCGACAGGAGCAGCAGGGGACUCCUUCACGGGGUCGAGUAUGCUGCCGUCGACGCAAGGUCACGGAGCCGGGGCCAGCAGUGCGUAA